AUGGCGCCCUCGACUACUAAUAAGCCCGCUUUCGUCCCGCUCGAGAUCAAACCCAUCGAGUUCUCCCUCACAGCCGGGACCGAUAUCCCCGCGCCGCCCGAAUCCCCGCCUGCCACCCCAGGCCGCCCACCUACACCUGGCCGUGGUCCACUCUCGUCGCAUCCCACGUCUCCCCAUGACAACCACUCUGACGACCCCAUGGCCUCCACGAAACCCAAGCAGAGUUCCAGCGAGAGCUCCAGCCAGACCGGUGGUCCCGUCAAUGGCGAGACGCGCGGUCGCACCGAGAGCGUCGCCACCGUCAACACCAAGCCCGGCUCGCCCGGCUCGAAAAAUGUGUUGAGCCCGACGCCGACCGCCGGGAGCGUUAGCAGCAGCAAGCGACCUUCAUCUGUUCGCCGCUUCUUCGGCUUCCGCUCCGCCUCCUCGUCGGACAGCCUGCGAAACAGCCGUCCGACGAGCCCGCAGAACUCGUCAGACGGUCCCACGCCCCGACCAAACAUGCGCGAGCGCAGGAAGAGUGGAAGCUGGUUCAACAAGCGCGCGAGCACAAUGUUUGGAAGCCUUGCUGAGGUCGGCGAGUUCUCGAAUGGAAGCGCCAUCGAAGAGCCGAAGCCCGAGACGAAGGGCCCGCCGCCGCCCAAGCUGCCAGACCUCAAGAAAUUGGGUACGGAGCUCAACGACGGAUCGCUCGGCGCGGAUGACAUGUUCAAGCACAUCAAAUAA
This is a messenger RNA of Lasiodiplodia theobromae, 726 nucleotides long. RefSeq lists its product as uncharacterized. NCBI's taxonomy places the organism in Eukaryota, Fungi, Ascomycota, Dothideomycetes, Botryosphaeriales, Botryosphaeriaceae. The coding region runs from base 1 to 726 and encodes 241 amino acids. The record is from RefSeq and is a predicted model, not a curated record. The transcript has a single exon.